CAUAGAAAGAUAUUUAUAAAGUUUAACCUAGACAAAUGUUUAAAAAAAAACAUUUUACCAAAAAAGUUUAUAAUAAAUUGGUGAGAAAUAAAAGGAAGUAUUGGAAACAGUCUACACGUUCUUCUGCUUCACUCUAACACUUGUGCGCCCUUCUCUUCUUUGUCUUCUUCCUCAAAUUUGCUUCGUUCACUUUCAGAUUCUCUCACCAGACACGAACUCCAGAUUCAUCCCGACAAUGGAAACAUUCCAUCUCCUCCUUUUUCUUUCCCACUUUCUCUUCUUCACGACGUACACCACGCUUACCUCAGCAAAAUCUCAGAUCGUUGACUGUACAAUGUGCACUUCUUGUGACAACCCUUGUCAGCCAAACCUCUCUCCUCCGCCUCCGACUCCAUCUCCUCCGCCUCCAGCCACCACCACCACCACUGCUUGUCCUCCGCCUCCUAGAUCCGGCGGUAGUGGUAGUGGUGGUGGUCCUUACUACUACUACCCACCUCCUUCUCAGUCUGGCUCUUACCGUCCACCACCAUCUUCUUCCGGCGACGGUGGCUACUAUUAUCCGCCGCCGAAAAGUGGAGGGAACUACAACCCUUAUACGCCGCCGCCAAACCCAAUCGUUCCGUACUUUCCGUUUUACUACCACAGCCCUCCCCAGCAAUCUGUUGUGUCGGCCGGAUCUGAUGUGAAAGUCAAACUCUCUUACGUGUUUUCUUUGGUUAUAAUUUUUGCUCUUUACUUAUAAUUGUAACAUCAAGAAACCCUCAGAUCUUUGUAAGGAAGAACACUAUGCAUGAGAGAUCUUGUACAAGUAGCAAAUUUAUCUGUACUUCUAUCAUUUUUAACAAUUUUAUGAAUGAAGCCUUUUAUUAUCUUA
Messenger RNA from Brassica rapa (field mustard), 874 nucleotides. RefSeq names its product proline-rich antigen homolog. The record is from RefSeq and is a predicted model, not a curated record. Lineage: Eukaryota; Viridiplantae; Streptophyta; Magnoliopsida; Brassicales; Brassicaceae.